This is a messenger RNA of Microcebus murinus (gray mouse lemur), 4600 nucleotides long. RefSeq names its product protein phosphatase 2 regulatory subunit B'gamma (gene PPP2R5C). Gene Ontology annotation, cellular component: nucleus; cytosol; protein phosphatase type 2A complex. Gene Ontology annotation, molecular function: protein phosphatase activator activity. Lineage: Eukaryota; Metazoa; Chordata; Mammalia; Primates; Cheirogaleidae. The record is from RefSeq and is a predicted model, not a curated record. Gene Ontology annotation, biological process: protein dephosphorylation; signal transduction.
UCAUUUGUUUACAGUCUCGCCAAGGUUAUGGCCUCAGUCCUGUCCCCUAAGAGAUGGGAUCUUUGCCUAAAAGUUACUGAGAAAUGAAGACUGCAGAAAGCCGGAAAAUGUCCAAGCUUUUAGUGCGCUCUGACAGCCAAACAGAACGCUCUUUCCGUUUGCAGUUUUUUUUAGUGUCAUUUUAAGUUGCAGCUUCUGGCCAAUCAGCGAGCUCCAUGCCUGCUGACAUCACGAACCAGCCAGUUCCCUCCAGCUGCAGAGAGCUUCAGUUUGUCUUUUUUUUUAAACUAAAAUGGAGGCUGGUUUCUUGCCUUAAGGAGUCCAUUGCCUUUCCCGCUGGAGUCUAGAUGUUGACAUGUAAUAAAGCGGGCAGCAGGAUGGUGGUGGAUGCGGCCAACUCCAAUGGGCCUUUCCAGCCCGUGGCCCUUCUCCAUAUUCGAGAUGUUCCUCCUGCUGAUCAAGAGAAGCUUUUUAUCCAGAAGUUACGUCAGUGUUGUGUCCUCUUUGACUUUGUUUCUGAUCCACUAAGUGACCUAAAGUGGAAGGAAGUAAAACGAGCUGCUUUAAGUGAAAUGGUAGAAUAUAUCACCCAUAAUCGGAAUGUGAUCACAGAGCCUAUUUACCCAGAAGUAGUCCAUAUGUUUGCAGUUAACAUGUUUCGAACAUUACCACCUUCCUCCAAUCCUACGGGAGCAGAAUUUGACCCAGAGGAGGAUGAACCAACGUUAGAAGCAGCCUGGCCUCAUCUACAGCUUGUUUAUGAAUUUUUCUUAAGAUUUUUAGAGUCUCCAGAUUUCCAGCCUAAUAUAGCGAAGAAAUAUAUUGAUCAGAAGUUUGUAUUGCAGCUUUUAGAGCUGUUUGACAGUGAAGAUCCUCGGGAGAGAGAUUUUCUUAAAACCACCCUUCACAGAAUCUAUGGGAAGUUCUUAGGCUUGAGAGCAUACAUCAGAAAACAGAUAAAUAAUAUAUUUUAUAGGUUUAUUUAUGAAACAGAGCAUCACAAUGGCAUAGCAGAAUUACUGGAAAUAUUGGGAAGUAUAAUUAAUGGAUUUGCCUUACCACUAAAAGAAGAGCACAAGAUUUUCUUAUUGAAGGUGUUACUACCUUUGCACAAAGUGAAAUCUCUGAGUGUCUACCAUCCCCAGCUGGCGUACUGUGUAGUGCAGUUUUUAGAAAAGGACAGCACCCUCACUGAACCAGUGGUGAUGGCACUUCUCAAAUACUGGCCAAAGACUCACAGUCCAAAAGAAGUAAUGUUCUUAAACGAAUUAGAAGAGAUUUUAGAUGUAAUUGAGCCAUCGGAAUUUGUGAAGAUCAUGGAGCCUCUUUUCCGGCAGUUAGCCAAGUGUGUCUCCAGCCCACACUUCCAGGUGGCGGAGCGGGCACUGUAUUAUUGGAAUAACGAGUACAUCAUGAGUUUGAUCAGUGACAACGCAGCCAAGAUUCUGCCUAUCAUGUUCCCGUCCUUGUACCGCAACUCGAAGACCCAUUGGAACAAGACGAUACAUGGCUUGAUAUACAAUGCUCUGAAACUCUUCAUGGAGAUGAACCAAAAACUAUUUGAUGACUGCACUCAACAGUUUAAAGCAGAGAAACUGAAAGAGAAGCUAAAAAUGAAAGAACGAGAAGAAGCAUGGGUUAAAAUAGAAAAUCUAGCCAAAGCCAAUCCCCAGUACUCAUUGCAUAGUCAAGCGAGCGGCAUGAGCCUUCCGGUUGCAAUGGAGACAGAUGGGCCUUUAUUUGAAGAUGUGCAGAUGCUGAGAAAGACAGUGACCGACGAGGCUCGUCAGGCACAGAAAGAUCCGAAGAAGGACCGUCCUCUUGCACGCCGCAAGUCCGAGCUGCCUCAGGAUCCCCACACCAAGAAAGCCUUGGAAGCUCACUGCAGAGCCGACGAGCUGGUCUCCCCGGACGGACGCUAGCCUCCGGAGCGCCUCCCGGCUGGCCGCCACUUCCUCUCUGGAUUCUGUAGAAAACAUACUUUUUGUGCCAUACCAAUCAGUUACACUCAAAGUCAAAGCUUUCUUCGACCCCGUUGUAGGCAAUAACGUGCGUCCGCCUCAGCUCGAGAUUAGGAGUUCAAACAAUGGUGACUUCUCAGACCCUGCUGGCAGAGCCGUGGGCUGAUGAUGGUGUCCUCACAGUGUCGCCACCACCCAGCGUAGUCGUAAACAAGACUGUUGCUCAGAAUCAGAGCUAUAGGAAAGCACCCUGCUCCUCAUCUUCAUCUUCUACCCAGAUGGAAUUUGUGGUCCUUUAAAAUAGGUGGUUCUAUGAUAAUAUCAAUGUUUUUCAAAUCAAAGGAACACUUUAAAAAAUAUUACCUAUUUUUUAAGAUUUUACAACCUUUGAAAUUGUUUCCACGUGAUUGUUACGCCAGCAGGUUUUGUUUGUUUGUUUUUUUAAUCUCACUAAAAUGGCUCUUUCCUUUCAUGUUCUAACACACGUACUGGGAAAAGUGACAUGACAAUCCUCGGCCGCUGGUAUCUUCUAAGGUGUUUCUUUACUUUGAUUGACGACAUGUGUACCAUGUCUCCUUCUUCUUAUGUGUACCUAAAGCCAUAUUUCCAAGACUGUGGCACAGCACCAGGUUUCCAGGAGGGAGCUCAUAGAACAAAUUUAUUUUAAAAGAGCUUUCUCCGUCUACCUUAACUGAAAUUGGAAUCUAAAAAUUAUGUGUUGAUAUUUUUAUUUGGGGAUUUUUUUCAUCUGUUUAUACAUUGUUACCCUUCAAUAAGACUUUUGAAUUAAUGAAAUUAUAGUCUCUAAAAAUUCCACAUUCUGUAGAAAGUUAGAAUGAGAUCAUUUUGAGCUAAGGCAGUUCUUGGCGUAAUGCAGACUGCAGCUGCCUUUGGGCAUAAAGUAACAGAAAUGACAUUGUACUUGCCGGGCACUGCCACUGCCUGUGCUUACUGCUGUUAUGUGGUUCUGAGAGCUUAGAGGAAGCACCAAUGAGGGUGAUGUGAAGUGAAUCUCUUUCUGUGGAAAAGAGCACACGUUAUCAGCACCUCGUAAGGAAAAUACAGUGUCUGAGUUUUCAUCAGUCUUCAAAUGCUGCUAUAUAUUCACAGACUUCCUUGCAUGUACUGAGCUUUUGUUUUAGAUGGAAUAGCACGAGGAGAAAAACCUUUAAACUUAGUGCUUUGUCUAUUCUUUAUUUCUCUCAGGGUGGCCAGUAUUUUGACUUAUUUAUCCUGCUUGAAAGUUACUUGAGAUGUGUACUGCUAUUCUAAACCAGUGAUUCUAGUUUCUUUCGUCUCUGGCAUAAGAUUAUAUAACUUAAUGUUAAGUGUCUUGAUGCAUAAAGACAAAAUGUGGCUUCUUUUAGAAUCUCGUUUUUAAUCAAGGUCUCGGGUAUCCAUUAAAAGAUUGUGAAAAGCAGACAUUGUUCCUUGUGCAGCUGUGGUGCCUGCUGCCCAUUGGUGUCAUUUGCGUCCAUUGGCAAUGUUUAUUUCCUUGUGUCUUGGAGGAAAAUCGGGGGGGAGGGGUUUCUUGUGUUAAGGACAAGGCUAGUCCUCAGUUACAGGUGGCCCCGGCAGAAGUGGACACGUCCACUUUGUGAGAAGAACACUUCCUGAGAAACUUGACAAGUAUCCAUUUACCAUUAUGAAAUCUAUAAUUUAAAAAAAAUGUUUAGAUGCCUUCUCCUCUUGAGGGAAAAAGGGUGCUUUUUAUUGUAUAAAGCAGCGUCUUAUGUAUUUUGAUAUAUACCAUUGUUUGAACUUCCGUCUUUAGCUGAUAGAUUCUCAGAUAUCCUAGGUUUUGGAUGUUCAGUAUGUUUGUGAGAGAGGUUUCUGGGAAGACUCUCUUUUUGCCCUCGGGAAGAAGCAAAAUAUCAAUGUUUGGGUGAUUGUGUAAAGCUCAAUGUAUAAGAACAUCUUUUUGUCUAGGUUUUAUUUCUGCUCUUUAUUGAAGACAAACACUCACCAAAAAGGAAAAAAAAGUUUUGAGAGAAACAAAUUUUCUUUGGCAAGAGUAUUACUUAAUAUUUUGGCCUAUUAAAGUUUCCCUAGUUAGUACUCGGAUUCCCUGUGCUAAUUGUUCAACUUAUGUGUUAUGAUAUAGAUAUACUGUUUAUUCUGUACCAAACUGAUUUCAAAAGUACUACAUUGAAAAUAAACUGGUGACUGUUUUUCUUCAUAAAGUUCUUCGUUUGGCAUCUUUACUCUUUCCAAAAUGUAUCUGUACAUCAGAAAUGUCACAAUUCCGAGUGUCUUUUUAGUGUGGCUUUAGUAUGGCUUCCUUUUAAUAUUGUACAUACAUUGUAUCUUUGUUUUAUGGUAAUAAGUAAUAAAAAUGUAGACUUCAUAUUUUGUACAAAAUGUCCUAUGUACAGAAUAAAAAAGUUCAUAGAAACAGCAAAAAUAGGUAAGUGGCACAAUUAUUUUUCUUUAGAAAAUAUCUGUAACUUUAUGCUUCAGUGAAAUGUUAAGUACCUACAUAUUUUUUAACAUUUUGUAAUUCAAAACUUUUUGUUUUGACAUUGUUUAUGAAGAGAAACUUCAUACACUUGCCAUUUAAUAUGCUCUUUUAUCUAAUUUAAAAAAAACUCUACAAAAUGGUGUAUUAUAUGGACUAAAUAAAGAAUGUGUGGAUUUUA